AUGAAGUUUGUGAUCUUUACGCUUCUGGUUUCAUCCGCUUUUGGUAAGUAAAUAUUUUAAACAAUUUUUAUUUUGUGUUUAGCUGCCAAAUGCGAAUCUCCCAAAGUAACAGAAAGCGGGUUUUCCACCACUGAUGGCUUCUUUCACUAUCACACCACCUAUAUCGUCGAAUUUGCUCUUCAAUGCUCAAACAACCCUAAGGUAAUGUUUUUUAAGUGUUGUUUUUUUGCGGACGUUGCCGUAACGUUUCUUGUGUCGACAGUUGUUUUUCUAAACUAAUAUUGUAUGUUUUAUGAGUAUACAAUGUGAUAUUAAAUUGGCCUGGAAAUAAUAUAAACCUUAUCUUCAUUCCAGGAAGUGCCUUUGUAUGCCAAGAUCAAUGGAAAGAUCAACCAGGUAGCUCUGUCAGAUGAGACCGGCAACUAUCAAGUCUCCUGGUCUCUCCCCAACGAGGAAUCUACAGCCCAGACCUUCAAAAUUGAGAUCUAUGACCAAGAUCAAUACAACAAGUACGUCAAGGCCGAAGGAGAAGGAAUCGAGCCAUCCUUUGUUGUGGACUACUAUCAUGCUGGAGUUUCCCGUAACUGGCCCAUUUCUUCUGAGGCUGUGGCCCUUCUUGUUAGUUUCUUGGCUGUCUAUGCCGCGUUUAAUUACAGAUCGGAGCUCAAGGCCUAA
This is a messenger RNA of Bursaphelenchus xylophilus (pine wood nematode), 675 nucleotides long. The record is from the annotation of a GenBank genome assembly. NCBI's taxonomy places the organism in Eukaryota, Metazoa, Nematoda, Chromadorea, Rhabditida, Aphelenchoididae.